Suillus bovinus is the source of this 1359-nucleotide messenger RNA. RefSeq lists its product as uncharacterized. The record is from RefSeq and is a predicted model, not a curated record. The coding region runs from base 183 to 1187 and encodes 334 amino acids. Lineage: Eukaryota; Fungi; Basidiomycota; Agaricomycetes; Boletales; Suillaceae. The transcript is spliced from 10 exons.
CCUUGGCUCACACUCGAGCCAUUCUUGCUUUGCCCGCUAUUGCAUGGACCUUGUUGCAUAGUCCUAUAUUCCACAUUUCCACCCUUCAGUUUCUCAUAUAUAACCUCCAUGGAUUCCCUGGUACCGACAUUAAACCUUCCCAUCUAACCAAAUCAAUUCUUCACCGUCUAUCGUAAUCAAACAUGUUCUUCCCUCCCCCCAUGACAGAUAACCUUCCACCGCUGCCUUUGGAAAACAUGGAGGCGCUUGCGGUCGAUCGCCUGUCCUGGUUUGCAGGAUAUGACAUCGAAAAUCACGAAUGGAUCACGUUCAAGGGUUUGAAUUGUGAUGAAUCUGUUUACGACAAACAUGCGUGGAGCAAGCUGGUCAAGGAUCAACAGACCAUGGAUCUCAUUCAAUCCAUAUUGGAUACCAUUGGAUGUUCUCCUGGCAAUCCGCAGCGAGAGAAUGCUCUGGAAGGAAUGAAUGUCCUCCUGAAAGGGGCCCUAGGAACCGGCAAAAAGACAGUUGCUCACGCGAUCUGCAACAUGCUCAAGCGCCCGAUGCUUGACAUUCGGGCCGGUGAUAUCCCAAUGACAUGCGACCCUGCCAAUGUGCAACCUUGGGCCGCCAAAGUAGCAUCGCUUGCGAUGAAGUGGAAUGCGGUGAUAGUCGUAGACCGCGGGGACUAUUUUAUGAACCGUGAAUGUGCAGAUGGUCCUGAACGUAUCAAUUUGAUGACUCAAGAAUUCAAAUUCUAUGGAUGUAUCUGUCUGUGGCCUGCGGUAUUGACGGAUGAGCAGCAGGCACUGCUUAUGCCGUUCUCAGCCACCAUCAAAUUCCCCGAUCUUGAUCUAGCAGCCCGUCGCCAACGUUGGCUACAGCUCUUUGGCCGAGAUGACCUGGCGGCAGCCAUUUCUAGCGGCAAGGACGCUACCGAGCAAGAUACGAAGGCAUGGACCUUCCUUCGGGAGAUCGAGAAAAUCUCUUGGUACAAACUUGAUGGAGUGGACAUUGACAGCUUCAUGGCUUUGGCACAAAACUUGGCUGGGGGACAAGGAGCAACUCCUCAGGACGUAAAGAAGUAUCUCAAGGUCUGGGGUGUGCCCCUUUCCGCACGAAGCAAGGUAGCGCGGUUUUUCGCGCUCCUUACCAGUGACGUGCGUCCGACCGACUUUGCAUGUGAGGGAGGUAUGGUGCCUAUGUGAAAUAUCUGCUUGACGUCUUGCACUUUUUGUAUAUGUGUUUAUGGCUCAUGAGAUCUGAGAGUUGUGCUUGUCACUAUACUUGUCAUUGUACAUAUGUAAUAACUAUGUCACGGGGGAGAUGGAGGACUUCAUUAUUGAUCGUUAGCUUUUUCUAUGCAGCAGCGUCUAGGAC